UUUGGAGCUGCACUUCUAUCUAGAUCUUGAAUUAUUCUUUGUUUCGGAAUAUUAGUUUGACUGUAAUACAACCUUCGAAAGGAUCUUUUCAGGUCCUCUACGAAUUUGAUGAUUUAUUAUUAAUUUUUUUGGAAAUAAAAGUAUAUUUCUUUACAGUAUAAACAUGGCAUCUAAACCAAAAUCUGGUCCUCAAGAUAUGCCACCAAAAGGAGGAUAUAAUCCUAUACAAACUUCUCGAGUGCAUCUUCGUCGAAUUGUUACUCCAUGGGUUGCAUGUGGUCUGACUAUAGCAUCAACUGUCAUUGGAACCAUAGGGUUUGCACAUGAAUAUAGAUUGUGGAGAAGAAAUGAAAUUGAAUUAAGAAGUGCUCAGAAUGCAUUAAUACCAUUACUUUGGGCUGAAAGAGAUCGAGUGAUGCUCAAACAAAUAAGAAAAAAUCGUGAUGAAGAAGCAACAUUAAUGCAAGAUUAUCCAGGUUGGGAAGUUGGUACUUACUUUGGUCAGCCAAUAUUUAAUUGGGCAUCUCCAGAAAAAUUUAUUGAACCAAUUACUUAUGAAUACUUUGCCCAUUGCCAUCAGAGAGAUGCACAGGAAAAAUUAACACGUACCCUUUACUUAUAAAUAAUUUUGUCAUCCAAUUUAAUGAUGAUUAUAAUCAAUCGAUAUUUAAAAAGAAUAUCUAUUAGUCAAGAUGUAAUUAUAAUUAUAAAUAUGUACAUACAAUAAAAAACCAAA
Chelonus insularis is the source of this 736-nucleotide messenger RNA. RefSeq names its product NADH dehydrogenase (ubiquinone) B16.6 subunit (gene ND-B16.6). The transcript is spliced from 3 exons. The coding region runs from base 164 to 622 and encodes 152 amino acids. The record is from RefSeq and is a predicted model, not a curated record. NCBI's taxonomy places the organism in Eukaryota, Metazoa, Arthropoda, Insecta, Hymenoptera, Braconidae.